Paramuricea clavata is the source of this 1792-nucleotide messenger RNA. Lineage: Eukaryota; Metazoa; Cnidaria; Anthozoa; Malacalcyonacea; Plexauridae. The record is from the annotation of a GenBank genome assembly.
GGCAAAUUCGUAUAAAAACAAGAUUUUCGUGUGAAACGAGUCAAAUACAAGCCCAAUUCGUGGAGAAACAAGAGUCAAGUCAAAAUAUCAACGCCAUUAAGUCGGGCGCUCUCGAGAAACAUAACCCCUCGCUUCGCGACAUAAGAAAACCACAAAAUCAACGUCAAGGCUCAAAUUAUCAAAGAAAUUUCAACAAACCCCACACAUCAACUGGCCGCAACUGUGGUGGUAUCUACCCCCAUGCCCGAGAUUGUCCAGCCAAAGGAAAAGAAUGCCAUUCCUGUAAAAAACUGGCCAUUUUGCAAAGGUAUGCCGAUCGACCCCUAAACACAAACCCCACGAACACCGGAACAGAGUCAACAACCUUUCUGAACAACCGAGCACUAGCCCUCAUGAUGUCGACCCUGAUUACAUUUUCACUUUGAAAAACAAUUCGAACAACAAAACCCAACCCCCCAAAUGCCAAGUGUUGGUUAAAGAGCACCUUAUUGAUGUCAUUAUUGAUUCUGGAGCUUCGGUAAACAUCAUCGACGAGUCCACAUACAAGCAGCUCAACCAAAGUAACACCCUACCUCUCAAGCAGCCUGAGUCCAACAUCUUCCCAUACGGUACAAGUGUCCAGAUACCCAUUCUUGGAAUGGUCAUGGUUACCAUUCAGUUCCAGUCCACAACCGUGUUUGGGUGCCAAUUUCUAUGUUGCCAAGGGAACCGGUGGAAAUCUCUUAGGUUGCCAAACAGCCGAACAGUUAGGAAUUUUAAAGAUAAGCAUUAACACAGCAGUUAGAUCUUACAACGCUCGCCUUGAAGAUGAGUUCCCGAAUUUGUUCAGUGGUAUUGAGAAGAUAAAGAACACCCAAGUCCAGUUACAUAUCGACACCUACGUUACACCCAAACAGCAAAAACAUCGUCCUAUUCCAUUCCACAUCCGAAAGGACGUUGAAAAGGAACUCCAGCGUUUAGAAGACCUUGAUAUCAUUGAGCAAGUUGAUGGUCCGACACCAUGGGUCAGCCCAAUCGUUGUGGUGCCCAAGAAAACUGGAGAGAUCCGAUUAUGCGUGGACAUGCGUGAAGCGAAUAAAGCAGUGCAAAGAGAAAAACACCCCAUGCCAACUGUUGACAAGUUAAUUACAGACCUCAAUGGUGCCACAGUGUUUAGCACCCUAGAUCUUGCCUCAGGUUACCACCAACUGGAGUUACAUCCUGAAUCCUGCCAUAUCACAACCUUUACCACUCACGUUGGACUUCGACGUUACAAGCGACUAAUGUUCGGCAUUAACGCAGCCUCGGAGAUAUUUCAGAUGAAAUUGCAAACCUACUGGCUGGAUUACCUGGUUGUAAGAAUAUUUCGGACGACAUCAUCGUCUAUGGUCGAGAUGACAAAGAACAUGAUGAGAACUUACGAGGCGUGUUAAACCGCUUACAAGACAACAAUGCCAAAUUAAACGGUGAGAAAUGUUCCUUCCGUCUGCACCAAGUAGUAUUCUUUGGGCACACAUUCAGCGCAAGUGGAGUUCAGGCAGACCCAAAGAAGAUCGACGUCAUCCGGAAUAUGCAACCUCCAAGAAAUGUCAGCGAAGUCAAGUCCCUUCUCGGAAUGACCCAGUACGUAUCUCGGUUUAUUCCCAACUAUGCCUCCAUCACAACACCCUUGCGUACCCUGACCCACCAGAACGCCAAAUGGCAAUGGCAAGCGGAACAAGAGAAUGCCCUGAAAAAACUUCAACACGAGCUUAUGAAUGAUCCUGUUAUGGCUUACUUCGACCCUUCGAAAACCAACCACCGUCAUUGUUGA